Didymella exigua CBS 183.55 is the source of this 1441-nucleotide messenger RNA. RefSeq names its product meiotic chromosome segregation protein. The transcript has a single exon. Lineage: Eukaryota; Fungi; Ascomycota; Dothideomycetes; Pleosporales; Didymellaceae. The record is from RefSeq and is a predicted model, not a curated record. The coding region runs from base 123 to 1064 and encodes 313 amino acids.
CUCCUGCACAUUUGGUACGGAGUACAGCACGUAGUCCCGGAGUAACAAUAACCUGAAACUCAAAUAUAUUAGUCAGGGGUACUUGGUUGUCCCUCAUCAAUAAUUGCGAGAACCUGGGCAAAAUGGCGACAAACGAGACUCCACCAACCCCAGCAUACUUUCCCACCUCCGCCGACUCCCCACUCCACCCUCCCACAGCACUCUACCAGAGACUCCGCCACCUGAAAGAUGACGACGUUAUCAAAAUCCAAGAUUUGACUGUCCCACCGCGCUCCGGGCGUGCAUGGAAAGUGCCAGCAGGCUCCCUGUUCCGCCUCUCAACGCCCGAAGGGCCCCAGGUUGGCGAUUUGAAUAUCUGGAAUGCGUCAGACCCACGGGAGCGCUUCUGGGCCGCGCGCACAAGGCAACUGCAAGGCUCUCAUAUGAUCGAGGGUGACAGGUUGUGGUCCAAUCUACCUUUCAUGCGCCCGCUAGCUGGUAUUAUCUCUGAUAAUUGUCUCGUCAAAGAUGGGCCUGGGAGUGCAAAGCAAGGAGGCCGCCAAGAGACCAGAGACGAGAGAGGAGGAAUCACAAAAUGGGGCGGCCGCUGCCACGAUCUUCUAGGCACGAGAUGCGACCCUUACAUCAGUUCUAAUAUCUCGGGUUCUGACUACGACUUCCAUUGCCACAGCAACCUCGUACGGUCUAUCCUGCCCCAUGGGUUAACAGAGUUCGACGUCCACGAUGUGCUCAAUGUGUUCCAGGUCACCGGCCUCGACUCCCAGGGGCGGUAUUUCAUGGAGGCGAGCCCGGCCACGAGGGAGAGCACCUUGACGUUCUUUGCUGAGCAGGAUCUGUUGUGUGCAUUGAGCACGUGUCCGGGAGGUGAUUUGAGUGCAUGGGGCUGGAGUCAGGCGGACGAAAGUGGGGUUGAGGAGGGGAGGGACAUGAAGAGUACGUGUCGACCGAUCAGAGUGGAGGUUCUGGAGGUGAAGGAUAGAAGUGUGCUUGGAGGGUGGAAGAAGCCAGAGAGGAGUGCGUAUAGGGGGUGUCAUGGGAUGAAGAUUCCGGGAGGGGAGGACUGAUGGGGGCGUUGAUGUGCUAACCAAGUCAGACGGGCAGCAUCUCAGGCAGACUCCGGUUACCUUUGCACUUUUGCACCGUUCAAGAAGUCGUUGGUAUUCUUCAGAGAUGCUAUCAAGAAAUUAUGUAGAAACGAGUUGUUUGUGAUCGGACAAUUGAAGUGUCGAUGAAGAAGACAUAAUCUAACGUUACAUGGCAGGACUGUGGUUGCCUUCGUGUGGUUUCAGACGCUCCUUUCCGAGGGUUUGCUACGAGCGUAAAGAUGAUGAGCGGGGAUGAUGGUGCAAUCUGAGGCGGUUUUCAAUCAUGUUCCACCUAUGUUUGUUGUCACAACUCCUAUUUUGCUACAACUUUCAAGACAAUCGGGAAUUAUUCCACA